Messenger RNA from Symbiodinium sp. CCMP2592, 214 nucleotides. The record is from the annotation of a GenBank genome assembly. Lineage: Eukaryota; Dinophyceae; Suessiales; Symbiodiniaceae.
GAGCCGGGCUCAACUUGCUCCUGAACCGCCCUCCUUCUGCCGUAUAUGGGAGCAGAGUGCGGCACAAAGAUGGGGAUUUGAGCUCGUCAAGCUUCUCACACCGCUGUGGCCCCGCCGGCUCCUGCAGCAUCCUAUGCCCAUCAUGGAGUCCUACAUUGUCGAAUGGCUGCUCUGCGAAAUCUCCAGAACCGAUGAAGAGUUCUGGCGUGUCUAA